AUGGCGUCAUCAUAUACAAACCCACAAACGAGGAAUGUGACACUGCCACCACUAGCCAGAGCUGCUUCGCCGCCGCCGCCUGCCAGAGUGACGACGCCGCCUACUAGAGAGGUGACACCACCUGCUAUAGUGAUGACGCCGCUUAUCAGAGAGGUGACACCGCGUGCGAGAGUGACGACGUCGCUUUUCAGAGAGCUGACACCGCCUAGUAGAGAGGUGACAUCGCCUGCCAGAGUCAAGACGCCGCUUAUCAGAGAGGUGACACCGCCUGCUAGAUUGACGACGCCGCUUAUCAGAGAGGUGACACCGCCUGUCAGAGUGACGACGCCUGCUACCGGAGAAGCACCGCCGCCAGCCACACAGGUGACACCACCUGUCAGAGAGGCAACGCCGCCUGCCAGAGAGACGACGUCACCCGCCAGAGAGACGACGUCACCCGCCAGAGAGACGACACCACCUGCCAGAGAGCCAACGCCGCCACGGGCUGUUACCUCUCUAGCGAGAGAGGUAACACCGUCAGUUCACCAAGAAACAUUGCGAGAAUUGAUGACGAAAACGAGAAACUGGUCAGGAGAGGUACCAAAUAUUUCACAAAAAUCUUUUGAUAAAAAGUUACAGACCACAAAGGAGUACAACAAUAGAAGUUUACCACUGGAUUACUUUUUGGACAUGUUUCCGAACCACAUAUUUUCCACCAUAGCUGAAUUCCCCAAUUAUGACAAACUUUGCAAAGUGAGAGAAGUGAUGAACGUCUUAAAUGGAACUUUUUUAGAGAACUGCAACCCAAGCAGCAGUCAUUCUAUAGAUGAAAGCAUGGUGAAGUUUAAAGGUAGAAGCACCAUGAAGAACAGUACAUGCCACAAAAACCCAUUAAACGGGGAUACAAGAUAUGGGCUAGAUGUGAUGCUGAAACUGGAUAUUUGUAUCAGUUUGAUAUACAAUAUGUAA
Parnassius apollo (apollo) is the source of this 948-nucleotide messenger RNA. The record is from the annotation of a GenBank genome assembly. Lineage: Eukaryota; Metazoa; Arthropoda; Insecta; Lepidoptera; Papilionidae.